Molecule: messenger RNA, 595 nt
Organism: Pseudocercospora fijiensis CIRAD86
Lineage: Eukaryota; Fungi; Ascomycota; Dothideomycetes; Mycosphaerellales; Mycosphaerellaceae
Exons: 2
Coding region: 84-425 (113 amino acids)
Source: RefSeq, a predicted model, not a curated record
CUUUUCUACAACAAGUCCAUCGACACACGCUCGAAAUCUUCACAGCAACUACCAAACCAAACUCAGAACCACUCACCACCACAAUGCGCGGAAACGACGCUACCACCAAAGUCCACUACAAGGGCAGCGUUGACGACUUCAUCAUCUUCGUCGACAGCGCAAAGGCCGUGCAAGAUUGGAAGCAAGACAGUAGCAUUCCACUUGCACAGGUAGUGAGCGGAUUCAAGAUUUUUGUGACCCACAAGCAGGGCAACACUGGCAUUCUGGACGGUGCUUCUAAAGCUCAGCUUGAGAGCGAGUUCGGCUCGAGCAAGGACGACGAUGUCGUGAAGCAGAUACUCGGGAAGGGGUCCAUCGUUGAGUCCACGAGCUCUGGUCGUGACGGCGUGAAGAACAUCUCGCAGGGCGGAACUGUUGCGCACUAGGCGCGAACAAAAUGUGAGCUGGCUCACUACAUAGCGACAUAGCCGGCCCAGGAUACCCAGAAGCCAAGUGGUCAGGAGCUGGGCGCGAGGCACAGCCUUACAUGGGCCGGCGCCAUCAGAUACGAGGCAUGAUGAAUGAAAAGCAAUUGAAAUGAAAAUGAAGUGUCAAU